This is a messenger RNA of Prosopis cineraria, 2494 nucleotides long. RefSeq lists its product as uncharacterized. The transcript is spliced from 9 exons. The record is from RefSeq and is a predicted model, not a curated record. Lineage: Eukaryota; Viridiplantae; Streptophyta; Magnoliopsida; Fabales; Fabaceae. The coding region runs from base 466 to 1440 and encodes 324 amino acids.
CCAGACUCUCUUUUUGAGUUGGAGCAGCUCAGAGAACUAUAUUUGAAAGGUUGUGAAUGCUUCAUGAAAUUAUCAUCAAAGAUUGGAAAUUGAAGAAACUUGAGAAGCUUGAUCUUGAUGGAACUCAAAUCAUACAUCUGCCAAAAGAGAUACAAAAGUUGAUCAAUCUCCAAAGCUUGUUCCUCUGUUUCUAUGAAUAUCGUGGCAAGAAAAGCAAGCAAUAUACAUGCUCAACAAUCAUUCCGUCCAAGGUAAUCUCAAAACUCAAGGGUUUAAAACCAUUUAAGUAUUGAUGUGAACCCUGACGAUGAGCGAUGGUACGAAAAUGUACAAGACAUUCUUCCAGAGAUAUUGGGACUAAAGCAUUUGUUGACCCUGAGAUUAUAUAUCCCACAUUUGGAACUUUUGAAGUUCGUGCCAGACCAUAUAUUUGAGGUUGAUUUUAGAUUUAUUGUUGGUAGGCACAUGCAAAGGAUCAUAUCAUGCACACCAUCCACGUGUGAAGCAAAAUUUAAGCGAAGUGGUUGUAGCUUGAAGUUUGUAAAUGGUGAUGAUACACCCAAUGGAAUUAAGAAGCUUGUUAGACACAGUAAGGCCUUAUUCCUGGAGCGACAUAAGACGAUCAGGAAUCUCUCUGAAUUUAAACUGAUGAAUUUAGAGCAGCUGCGUAUUUGUAUGUUGGCAGAAUGUAGAGAAAUGCAAACCAUUGUUGAUGGAAGACAAUCAGAUAGUGCUAAUGAUGUUUUCUCACAUUUGUUGUACUUAUAUAUAUCGCACAUGAAGAGUUUAAGAAGCAUAUGGGAAGGGCCAAUGCCACCUCACUGCUUUUUGGGUAUGCUGAAGUCUUUAGUACUGCAAAAUUGCCCCGAGUUAACAACUGUCUUUACCCUGGAUUUUUUAGGCAAUCUUUCACUAUUAAAGGAGCUGAUUGUUAAGGAUUGUUCUAAAGUAAAAACCUUGAUAAGUGACAGAUCAUUCAAACAUAAAGGAGAGAUUUUCCUCCCAAAAUUGAGAAAGAUAAUGCUUCUACAUCUUCCCGAGUUGAUCAACAUUUCCAAUGAAUGUCAAAUAGGUUCAAGCUUGAAAAGUAUAGCAAUUUAUAAUUGCCCGAAGCUCCAAAGCCUUUCUAAGAUGGAACUGUCAAGCCAAAAUCUAACGGUCAUUAUGGGAGAAACCAGAUGGUGGGAUGCAGUCCAAUGGAGCAAAGAAGAAUGGGGAACAGCCUGUCGGCCAUCUAUGUUUGAUUGCAUCUUUUCCUCAAUUGAUAAUCAUGUAGAAAUAAUGACUCAAUUUGGGAUAGAUGAAGAUGAUAUUGACGAUGAUCCAGCAGAUAUGACGCCAUUACAGACUCUAUUUGAUUACCCAAAGCAAAACACUGAAAGAAUCAGCAGAAUGAUCUUUUCAGCGUCAAAGAAAUAUCUAAAGGUGAAGAUACUUUAGACGACAGGUACAAGUGGAGGGAAUAUGGCCAGAAAACAGAGGACAGACUAAAUCCAAGGAGCUAUUUCAAAUGUGUUGAAGGAGGUUGCUUUGCUAAAAAGCGAGUGCAGAGAUCUGAAGAAGACCCACCAUUGUCGAAAUCACAUACAAGGGAUGUCACACUUGCACAGAGGCCUCCAGUGUAACAGAUUCAUCCAUGAAUAAUCAGGUUUACUUAACCACUCAAUGUGGGGUAGAUGAUGAUGAUAUUGACAAUGAUCUAGAAGGCAUUAGCAGUAGUAAGGAGAGGAAGGGCGUUAAACAAAGAAUUCGAUUCAGAACAAAGUCAGAGGUAGAAAUGUCGGACGAUGGGUACAGGUGGAGAAAGUAUGGCAAGAAGACCGUGAAGAACAGCCCCUACCCCAGGAACUACUACAAGUGUUCGGUGAAUGGAUGCCUAGUGAGAAAGAGAGUUGAGAGAGAUAGGGAUGAUUCAAGUUAUGUUAUAACAACCUAUGAAGGCAUCCACAACCACCCAAGUUAUUGUCACACGGGCACCCAGGCCUCCAGCGUAACGGAGUCCUCCAAGAACAAUUAGUUUGACUUGAUGACUCAAUUCGGAGUAGAUGAUGAUAUUGACGAUGAUCAAGCAGUGAAGACAGGAGAUGAGUCGUUACAGCCUUUAGGUGUGAGGACCUUGAAGGACCCAAAGCAAAAUGCCAACGGAGAGAAAAUGACUGUUUCAAUGAUAACAUUCUCACCUGGAAAUCAAAGAUUCCUCUGGCAGAUGUAAUAAAAUGGAGGAAAGAUGGCCAGAAAGAAAUUCUAUGAUCCAAUUAUCCAAGAAGCUAUUACAGAUGUACUCAUGGUACUCAUUUUGGUUGCCCUGCUAAAAAGCAAGUGCAAAGAAUGAUGAAGACCCUACAGAAGUCCCAGCCUCCAAUCCAACAGAUUAUACUCUCAGUUUUAGGGGCAGCACAGCGUCCAAUACAGAUCUUGAGUCAUUUUCUUCUAUGGACAAUUCUGCUUCAACCCCAUUUUAUGAAGAUUUUGUUGUUGAAGAACCAUAUGACUC